GCGGACAGAGCCGGCCUCCGCGGGUGACGGAGGUGCAGCGAGGGCCGCCGCGGCCCUGUGGAGUUCCAAAAGAUGAGUCGUGGAUAUUCAGAAAACAACAAUUUCCUGAAUAAUAACAACCAAAUGGUGUUGGACAUGCUCCUUUAUCCAUUAAUCGGAAUCCAUCAGACCAUCAACUGGGAAACUGUGGCAAGGCUUGUGCCUGGAUUAACACCCAAAGAGUGUGCAAAAAGGUUUGAGGAACUGAAGAGUAGUGGGAGCUCCCCUGUUGACAACCAGUAUAGACCCCUAAUGGCUAGAGAGAGUCCUGUUGAAACCUUAGCUGCAUAUAUCAAAUCCUCACUACUUGACACACACGGAGAAUUUCAGGAGACUUCAGUUGUUCAGGAUGCAGUUUCCAAAACAGGAAGACAUAGUAUAGCUUCCACAAGGAAUUGUUCUUCAGAAAGUGAAAAUUGUACUACUCAUAAUGGUGGAGAAAAGAAUGAAGAAUCUGAAGGGCCAAACAUGGUGAUCCAUGUAUGUGAUGAAGCAAAAAACUUGAAAGAAGAUUUUAUAUGCCCACGAGAUCUUUUGAUAUCAGAAAUGAAGUACUUUGCUGAAUAUUUAUCUAUGGAUGCGCAGCGCUGGGAAGAGGUGGACAUUUCAGUUCAUUGUGAUGUUCAAAUUUUCAACUGGUUGAUAAAAUAUGUUAAAAGGAACACUAAGGAGAAUAAAGAUUGUGAAAUGCCAACUUUAGAGCCAGGAAAUGUCAUUUCAAUUCUUAUUUCUUCAGAGUUUUUGAAAAUGGAUUCAUUGGUUGAACAAUGUAUUCAGUAUUGCCAUAAAAAUAUGAAUGCCAUAGUAGCUACCCCAUGCAACAUGAACUGUAUUAAUGCAAAUCUUCUUACACGUAUAGCUGCUUUGUUCACACACAAUGAGGUUGAUGAUUUAAAGGACAAGAAAGAUAAGUUUAGGAGUAAACUGUUUUGUAAGAAGAUUGAGAGACUGUUUGAUCCUGAGUACUUGAAUCCAGAUUCUCGGAAUAAUGCAGCGACGCUGUACAGAUGUUGUUUGUGUAAGAAACUUUUAACAAAAGAAACAGAAAGAAGAAUUCCUUGCAUUCCUGGAAAAAUCAAUGUGGAUCGACAUGGAAAUAUUGUGUACAUUCACAUAAGUUCAAAACCAGUUCUCAUUCUGAGUUGGAAGGAGAAGUUGUUAAACAGUAUAAUGUCUCAAGAAAGCUCAAACUUUCAAAUAUAUAUAUUCUCUGACAGUAUCCUACUGAUAGGAAUUAACCCAAAGAGAGAUAAGACUUGGGAUGUUCAUGAGUAUUUGAUUAGCCUUUUUGAAGAAUUAAAAUCUUGGAGAGAUGUAUAUUGGCGCUUGUGGGGAACAGUCAACUGGCUAACUUGUUCGAAAUGUUAUCAGGUUUUUCUCUGUAUAGAAUUUUCACAUUGUCAAUAUCACUCAGAAGUGGUGGUUUAUCCUCCUUCAGCAAGUUCACUGAAUACUGUGGGCACUGGAAUUUAUCCCUGCUGUAACCAAAAGGUUCUUCGGUUUGAUCCUACUCAGUUUACAAAGGGUUGUAAAGUGAGGGACCACAUGGUUGCUCUUCAUGAUCAAGGUGAAGGUGGAGAUUUGCUGUCCUGUCCGACUGCUAGAAUACUGGAGGAUCUGCACAAACACAAAGAUGUCAUUGUUGUGCCUUUCCCUAAAGAUACGGUUAGUGAUUCUGGGGUUGGUCCCUGUGAUGAGAAGAGUCUGGACUGUGAUGUUUUAUUGGAACCAAAUACACCAUGGGGCCCCAAAAGUGGGGAGCUCAAUGCUUUUUUGUCACUGAAAAACUGGACUCUGCAAUUGAAACAACAGUCAUUAUUUUCAGAAGAAGAAGAAUAUACCACUGGAUCUGAGGUCACUGAAGAUGAAGUUGGAGAUGAAGAAGAAGUAGCCAAGAAACAAAGGAAAAAGGAAAAGCCAAAGAAGUUCACUAAACAACCAAAAAAACAGAUGUCUUCACCCUGUAGUCAGAAGAAAGAAAAGUCAUUGGAGAAGUCAACGUCUAGAGAUGUGUCUCCUUUCAUUGUAAGUAUGCAGAAGAAUAAGUGGGAUGUCACCAGAUCAUUGAGGUUCAACCAGGAUGCACAAAGAGAAGAUGAUCAGCGGCGGAUGUCUGAAAUUACAGGGCAUCUAAUAAAGAUGAGAUUGGGUGAUCUGGACCGAGUCAAGUCAAAGGAAUCAAAAGAAUUUGCAGGAGGUAUUUAUUCCAGGCUUGAAGCGCAAAUCAAGGCCUCAGUGCCAGUCAGCGCUCGGCAGGGAAGCUCAGAGAAAAACACGCGGUCUAAAAGCCGUUUUGGUCCAGGGCGUCCUGCAUAAAGCACCUUAACAUGUAACUAAAAAGGCAGAAGACACACCUCUGGACAUCCGAAAUUGCUCACCUCUUGAAGAUCUUCAGAACAAUGACUUCUGAAUGUUUUAAGUUAUUUAUUAAUUAUUCAUGCAAACCACAUAAAUCAUAAUGCUAAGGGAAGCAUCUAAUUAGGUCUUAUGAAAUCUAAUUGUAAAUAGGAAACUUCUUAAAUCUAAUUUUCUUUUGGUGUGAUGCUAGGCUAUAUAGAAAAUUAGUAUUUACAAGUUUGUUAAGACUCCUAAUAUUAAUUGAUUUAUUUGAAAGAGAAGAGGCCUGAACUCUGGAGUAGGUAAGAUUUUUUAAGACCUUCACCAAUUAGGGGAACAGACCUGGUAGUGGUAGCGUGCACGUGGACUGAUUGUAGUAUGUCUUCUAUGAAUUAUGGGAUAGCAUUAAGCACUGCAAUUUGUGUGAUGAAAUUCCCAGUGAUACUAAUUCUAAGUUUGCAUGGAUAUUAAGGAGUGAUGUAUCUCAAGACUGCAUUAAUAAAGUGUCAUGUGAGGUAUUUCUUGUGUUGGGCAGAAGGAUUAAAUAU
Molecule: messenger RNA, 2924 nt
Organism: Molossus molossus (Pallas's mastiff bat)
Lineage: Eukaryota; Metazoa; Chordata; Mammalia; Chiroptera; Molossidae
Gene: SANBR
Product: KIAA1841 ortholog
Exons: 22
Coding region: 73-2355 (760 amino acids)
Source: RefSeq, a predicted model, not a curated record